Messenger RNA from Aphanomyces invadans, 3368 nucleotides. RefSeq lists its product as hypothetical. The coding region runs from base 144 to 2804 and encodes 886 amino acids. The record is from RefSeq and is a predicted model, not a curated record. Gene Ontology annotation, biological process: potassium ion transmembrane transport; regulation of membrane potential. The transcript is spliced from 7 exons. Lineage: Eukaryota; Oomycota; Saprolegniomycetes; Saprolegniales; Verrucalvaceae. Gene Ontology annotation, cellular component: membrane. Gene Ontology annotation, molecular function: voltage-gated potassium channel activity; protein-containing complex binding.
GAUGAGAGCUACUUCACAUGUCCUGCUCCGAACUGCGCUCUUUCCAACUUGGGGUCGUUUUCUAACAGCAUGAUGCAUCGCGGGACCUGACAAUCUGCCAGCAACCAGGCGGUUGUUGAGAUGGGUGCUAACAUCAGCUUUGCAUGGCGGUGUGGCAGUUACCAAACGUUUUGAAACCGUUCGACACAUUCCAGUGCCGCCGCCGGUUCAUUACGACGAUGACAUCCAAGUCGAAUGGAACGGGACCACCCGUGGUCCCGAGGAGGUCGGUGGGAACGCUGGCUCCGGUUACACGAGGCCACUCGAUCACAAAGAUCAGCGCAAAAGCACCAGGGCCGAGCGUGACUGCCGUCGGCAACGUUUGCCACAUGAUCGAAAAGGCGUCGGCCAGACCGCCGACUACGACGGAUGUCGCACCAGACGACAUCAGGGGCAAUCCAGAUGACGUCACAUCCUCAGUCGCAGAGACGGAUGAUGUCGUGCACCCGAUCGACGACCAUGCAUCGCAAACUGCUACCACGUCGACAAAAUCAUCAUCCAAACGCCGACUCACGGCGACGUCGCCGCGGGUCGUGGACCUCACACAAAUUCUGGCAGCGCCCAUAAACCAUGGAGAUGAAGCGACUCAAGGUCCGUUUAUGUCGAUCCUACAAGGCGAGUCGGACCACGCCAGCACACAAAGCUCAUUCACUCCAUCGACAAGCCCAGGCGUCCAAGUCAAUUCUCCAAUGACAAGUAUGCUACAUAAAGCAUCGAUGGCAACCAGCGGCAGUGGUUCCUUGCACGGAUCCAAGGGACGAGGCCUGCUCCAGCUUGUUGUCUCGAAAUCUGGGCUGAUAACGUCCCCAGCGUCCACGAGCCCGGCUGCUCAAGACACGUCAUCGGCAAGUGCGCUGCUCGUUCAGGCGUCCUCGGGUGGAAGUGGCGCGUUGAGAAGAACGUCGUCGAAACUGCUACUCCAACGCUCCCCCUCCGUGACUGCGCUGCUCACACAACAGAAAGGCAGCUCGAAACGCCUAGUGGUCGCCGUCGGAAAAGUGCUUCAGCACAUUACCCAAGACAGCACCCGGCCGUCGUUUGUGGGAGGUGCCGCGGCCGUAGCGCGGACAGCGGCGGGUCUGACGAAGCGGUUGUCGCUCUUGCGUGCAGAUACGAACGUGAACGCAGAGGAGCUCGAGCACGAGCUCAAUGACAUGGCGGCGUCCCAAAUGUCACUGAUCGCGCGACGCCACCGAGCGCCAUUCUACAUGUCGAUCCACUCCCGCUUCAAGAGGUGGUGGGAUGCGCUGCUGGCCGUCGUUACAUUUUACGCAGUUGUUGUUGUCCCGAUGGACUUGAGUUUCAAUUUGUGGGACUCGUUUCCAUGGGUGCACGCUGUGCAAGCGUUGGUCGAGUUUGUCUUCAUCUUGGACAUCGUGGUUGCCUUUCGCACGUCCUUCCUCAUCAGCGCUACCCACGAAGAAGUGACGGACGUCGCGCUCAUACGGCGCCACUACUUGACGCUGUGGUUCUGGGUCGACUGCCUCGGGUCGAUCCCGUCGUCCGUCCUCGGGUGCCGCUUUCGCCAUUCGGAUUUUGCCAUCGUCCGCCUCUUUGUGUUCCUACGGAUUCUCCGGUUGUCGUCGUCCCCAACGUUUCCCAACGCGAUGGCGUGGGCAUCGCACAAGUUUUCGUCGUCUGGCGUUCGCCUGGCCACCCUCCUGGCCAUGUACUUGCUUCUGCACCACUACAUUGCGUGUUCGUACUACCUCUUGGUUCAAUUCGAGAACGGCGCGGACAAUGCCGACGGGAUGGUGACGUGGCGUGUGCCAUUUGCUGCAAACGACACCCUUGGCGUCAAGUACUUGGGGUCGUACUUCCGCGGCCUCGUUGUUACGAGUGGGAGCGACCUCGGGCCGUCGACGAGCCUCGAGCGGCUGUGGGGCACGACCAUGUUCACCAUUGGCAUCAUCGCCAACGCUUGCGUCGCCGGGAUUUGCAAGAGCAUGCUUACGCAAAUGAACAAAGUCCAGGACGAACAGGUCCAUCGCCAAGACAGCAUCGAACUAUGUCUGCGCAAUUGCCACGCGACCAGCGACCUCACGUCCAAGAUCAACUCGUUCUACAGCACAGCCUACAGCCACGAAAGCGCGCAUCACGCGUCCGACUUAUUUCACGGGAUGCCGGAGAAGCUCCACUUUGAGCUGUCUGUGGCUCUGAACCAGUCGUUCCUGAACAAGGUGCCGCUCUUUCGCGCGCUCGAGCCGGAGGGAAUCGUGGCGGUGAUGGAAUGUGUCGAAGAGACAGUCGCGAUGCCUGGCGACAUGAUUAUUCGUGCUGGCGAACCGGGACGCGCGUUCUACAUGAUCAAGAUGGGUAGCGUCGAGGUGUACGACAACUUGGGGCCCAAGGGGACUCGUGUUUCGAUCAAGCACAUGCAUGCGGGCGAGUUCUUUGGCGAAAUGAGCUUGAUUCGGCAAGGCACGGCAUCUGCCAACGUGAUCGCGACGUCGUUCUGUGUGCUGCUCGUGCUGUACAAAGAGAUUUUCGACUGGAUUACGAUGGAAAACGAACACUUGAAGUCAUUCAUGGAGAGGUCGCAAGAACGGCGGUCCAGUGAAGCUACAGCAGCCCGACGGGUACGCAAAUUGGUGCUGACGUGUCCGCCUCGAUCACCACCAUGUAGAGGUCGUACGUGGCGACUGCGGAGGACGUGGCAAAGGCCUCACAAGGGACGAACAAGCGGAGAAGCACGUUUUUGCCCAAGCGGUUGCAGGCCAUGGUUGCACGAAUCCGACUGCGCCGCGCCGCGCGGUGGGUCAUGAUGGUCAAGCGGAUAGGAGGAGGCAUGGAGAAUUCCAUCGAGAGCACUUCGAGGCUUGGGGCAACUGCCAAUAUGCUGCGUGAUUUUGGCAAGACCGACAGCAGACCACAAGCUCACAUGAGUAUGGGUCUCGCUGCCAAGAUGCGAACGCUGAUGCACGCCAACCGGGGUCGAAGUACUGCGACGCGCGCACUUCGUGCUGUCGCCGAGAUGUCCCAGUACACGGCCAAGGAAAUGGUCGAGUCUACGCGAAUCAAGGUGCAGCACAUGUAAGAACAUCGUCGAUUCCACGCGAAUCAAGGGGGCGGCGCAUGGCACCACUCGUGAGUACUUCCACCGGCAGCAUGAUGAAGUCCGCGUCGUGCGUGAGAAUUGCUGCCACCUUGAAUGCUAUUGGUGGAGCAAGGAUGCGCUAAACGAUUUGAUUGGAUCAUUUCGGUCCAAAAACCAAGUGAUUUGAACAAGAAAUUUUCUAGCGCUGCCAGCCCACACGAUGAGGAGAGGUGGUGUGCGGAUCUGGCGACUCGCGCCGCAGAGGUUCCCCACGACGCACUGACCGCCGUGC